AGAGAGUCAUCAGCAGUCUCACAAUGCCUUCAUCCAGCCCAGCGGCCGGGUAUUCGGCUCGGAUCUGCGAGACUCACUGACCUCAUUCUGUAAUCAGCAGAUUUUCAGGACAAGCCAUUGAAAAGGAGCUGCAUCCCUGAGGGACUUGUGUAGGACAAUGGAUGACCGAUGGAUAUCGGACAAUAAGAGUAGAAUGACCGUCCAAGGAAACCCACAUUACACAGGAGCAAGACAAGAUAAUGAAACAUCAAUUGCAAUGUCAAUGGAAUUUUGGGAGGAUCAUCACGAAGACCAGCCGCCCAGCUUCCUGCCUCAGGAGCUCCUCAGGAUACCGGAGGUGGAAAUGCGAGGUUCUGAAGAUGUUUCAUCGGGAACGGUGCUGCGGAGACUGAUCCAAGAGCGGCUGAGAUAUGGAGGUCCCAACGAGAACAUGAACCUCCUGGCCAUCCAGCACCAGGCUACCGGGAGUGCGGGACCCGCCAACGGCGCUGCGACUACUGCUUCGUCUACGGAGAACCUCGCCCAAGAAGACCCACAAAUGGUCAACCAGUCGGCAAGGCAAGAACCUCAGGGGCAAGAGCAUCAGGUGGACAACGCGGCGAUGGAGAAGACUCUGAGGGCUGCUCAGCCCCAACAAAAUAACGAGGAGCUGCCAACCUACGAAGAGGCAAAAGCUCAGUCUCAGUUUUUUAGGGGUCAUCAGCCGGGACCUGUAAGCCCAGGGUUUUUGGUCGCGGAGGCGGUGGCCAAUCACAAGUCAAAAACCGAGGGCAGGCCGACGGUGAGCCGGGCGAACAGCGGACAAGCGCAUCAAGACGAAGCUCUUAAAGAACUUAAGCAGGGCCACGUUCGCUCCAUGAGUGAGAGGAUAAUGCUGUCGCUGGAGAGAAACGGAGCCAAGCAGAACCCACCUACCUCGGGCAGCGUCAGGGGGCUGAAGAGCAGCUCGCCCUCUCCUUCUCCGUCCUCCGGGAAAGGAGCGGAGCUGAGAGGGCCUCCUCCGGACUAUCCCUACAAAGUGAAACAGGCGGCAGCUCCUGUGAACAAAACCCCGGAUCGCGAGCACUUCUACAGAGAGCAGCAGCAGCAGCACACGGCGGCGGUCCAGGAGGCCGCGAGAACCUACCAGGUCCCGACACUGACCAGGAGCGAAGCGUCAGCUCUUCGGUACCAAACUCCGCCGGACUACAGCGGAAGCAGCCGACAAUGCCAGGCCCUCCCGUACUCCUCGGCACCGCAGAGGCACCACAGCCCCAUGUCUUCCCAAGCCUCCUCGGCCAGCGGCUCUUUCCACGCGGCUCCGGCGGCCGUGUCCUCGUACCCCGUCGCGUCCCCUUCGCCGAGCCCGCAGCCCCCGCCGGACGCCUUCUCGCACGUGGACCAUGCGCAGCAGAUCGUGGAGCUGCUAACCCAGGAAAACAGCGCCCUGCGCCUUCACCUGCAGACCUGCUGCCAGAAGGCCGACAAGCUUCAAAAGUUUGAAGCCGAGAUUGAAAAGAUUUCCGACGCUUACGAGAGCCUGGUCAAGUCUUCUGCAAAGAGAGAGACUCUAGACAAAGCAAUGAAAACCAAGCUGGAGGGGGAGAUUCGGAGACUGCACGACUUCAAUCGAGACCUGAGAGAUCGCCUGGAAACGGCCAAUAGGCAGCUGGCCAACAGGGAUUAUAACGGACACGAGGACUCAUCAGAAGAGGGGCAUUUUUCACCAAAAAACAAAGAACAUUUGCGAGAGAAGGAAAGGCUGGAGAGGGAAUCGUCGGCUCUGCGUACUACCAACGAAGAUCAGAGGAGACACAUUGACAUCCUAGAACAGGCGCUGAACAAUGCGCAGGCCAAGGUGGUCAAACUGGAGGAAGAGUUGCGCAUGAAGCAAGUGUAUGUAGAAGAGGUGGAGAAGCUGCAGCAAGCACUGACCCAGCUGCAGGCAGCAGGAGAGAAGAGAGAACAGCUGGAGCGUCGGCUCCGGACCCGGCUAGAGACGGAACUAAAGUCCCUUCGUGCUCAGCAGCGGCAAACAAAUUAUCAGUCAUCAAACAUGCCAGAGCACAACACCCCGGUUCUGAUGGACUUAUUGAGGAAAAAAGAGGAGACCAUCUUGGGCCUGGAAGCCGAUGUGACCAAGUGGGAGCAGAAGUACCUGGAAGAAAGCGCCAUGAGGCACUUCGCCAUGGACGCUGCCGCGACGGCAGCCGCACAACGGGAUACAACAAUUAUCAGCCACUCCCGGAACGGAAGCCACAAUGAUAGCUCCUUGGAGGUCCGCUCGUGGCAUGACGAGGAGGAGAUCUUACAGGCCAACCGGAGGUUCCACGAUAUGGAGCACACGAUAAAAAAUCUUCACGCCAAAAUAAUCGAGCAGGACGCGAUGAUCAAGGUCCUUCACCAGCGGUCUCGAAAGGAUCAGGGGAAGAACGAUGGCUCCAGUUUGCGUCCCGCGCGCUCCGUGCCGUCCAUAGCGGGGAUAGCGGCUGCGGUUCCGGCCGCGUCGGGGUCCCACUCUCGGCAGACUUCCGUGUCCAGCAAUCAGGCGCCAGAGGACAAGAAGGAGGAGAAGCCACGCAAAGGGAGCGCAGGACUGUUUCAGGGAAGAGAACACCAUGAAAGCCCCUCUCCUUCCUUAAUACUCCCCCCACCGUCCUUUCUGCUUCCCCCUCCGGCUCCGACUCCACCUGUGACUGCCUCGCAUGCCAAAACCGGCAGCAAAGACAACAGCACCCAGACGGACAAGAACCCCGAACUCUUUUGGCCAAACAGCGCUUCCUUCCCAGGCAGGGGACGGGUUAACAUGACGCCCUCCAGCAGCCCCCUCUUACGGCACACCGCCAACAAGGGGUGUGACAAGUUAGAUAACUCCCCUAUCCUCGGUAAGACUCUGGACCUUAAAUGUAGAAUCGGCAACACUGCAACCAAAACAGAAUUCCCCGAACCAGAUAACACGAUGGAGGUGCUUAUUUAAAGGGGACGC
Spea bombifrons (plains spadefoot toad) is the source of this 2965-nucleotide messenger RNA. RefSeq names its product angiomotin like 1 (gene AMOTL1). Gene Ontology annotation, biological process: angiogenesis; establishment of cell polarity involved in ameboidal cell migration; hippo signaling. Gene Ontology annotation, cellular component: bicellular tight junction; plasma membrane; cytoplasmic vesicle. The coding region runs from base 158 to 2956 and encodes 932 amino acids. The transcript has 14 exons. The record is from RefSeq and is a predicted model, not a curated record. NCBI's taxonomy places the organism in Eukaryota, Metazoa, Chordata, Amphibia, Anura, Pelobatidae.